Molecule: messenger RNA, 601 nt
Organism: Geodia barretti
Lineage: Eukaryota; Metazoa; Porifera; Demospongiae; Tetractinellida; Geodiidae
Source: the annotation of a GenBank genome assembly
AUGGGUGGUCUAAUAAUAGAAUCAAUUUAUACGUCUGGUACCAGACUAGGCGUCUCAAUUGGUGCAAAAAGAAGAGGUGGCUACCACCACUUCCAUGCGGCUUCUCAUGGGGUGACCGAAAAAGAUGGGAUAAACUAUCGAAGUCAUGGAGCCUGGGAUAUAGCUCAUGGAGAUCCCUUUUCUCCUCAUGUGACCGCAGCUUCGUAUGCAGCAGUGUUGUUUCUGAACAAAAUGAGGAAGACCCCACUUAUUAUCCUCCGGACUAUUAUGGUGCUAGAAUGACUGCUGUUGAGAGUUCUCAGCUCUCAGUGCUUCCAGACUGAAUUGGAGAUUGCUACAAACCUGCAUUGCUAGCCAUUGUUAGUAGUUAGUGAAAACAGUCCUAGCUAGGUUUUUAGUUAGAUAGUGAAGAUAAGAACUGACUGUAGUGCAGAGUAGUGAUGUCAAUUUAGCACUUAGCCAUAAUAUUAUAUAGCACACCAGUGGAACAUAAUAUAGCUAUAUACCAGCGGAGAAUCAUUUCAUUCUCCACUGGUGUGUGUUGAAAUGAGAUGGAAAAACAUCACAUAAGGAUGGCCCACAAUAAUUAUAUUCAUAGCCC